Molecule: messenger RNA, 1718 nt
Organism: Diorhabda sublineata
Lineage: Eukaryota; Metazoa; Arthropoda; Insecta; Coleoptera; Chrysomelidae
Product: THAP domain-containing protein 5-like
Exons: 5
Coding region: 274-1665 (463 amino acids)
Source: RefSeq, a predicted model, not a curated record
AAUUCCAAAAAAAGAAGAAGUAGUAUGACAGUUUUCAGUCUAAUUGUUUAUAUUUUCGUUUUUUGUCUCAAUAAGAAAUAUUUUAACAAAAAUAAUAGUUUAUUCAGACCUAAAGUGAGCAUAUAUAUUUUGUUUAUCAAAAAAUCUGAGUUUAUUAUUUUGUUUAAGAACUAAAUUCAUUACGUGUAAGUAAAUUAUUAACAAAACGUAACUGUAAUGUAAUGUCUUCACUAAAAUAUAGAAAAACUGGAACGAUCGCUCUAAUUUGUAAAAAUGGUUAAAAGUUGUAGUGCUUAUAAGUGUAAUAACGUGUGGAGCCCAAAUCAAGACAUCCAAUAUCACAGAUUUCCCUUGAAGAACCCCCCACUUCUAGAACAAUGGAUAAAAGCGGCUAGAUUAGAAAAUUUCACCCCGACACCUCAUACCCUUAUAUGUAGUCAGCACUUCAAUAAAGAAGAUUAUUCAGAAUCAACUGCUUUCAAAAAAAGAUUAAAAUCUAAUGUAGUACCUUCGGUAUUUAGUUUUCUGGAGUCUCGGCAAAAUAAAUCUAAUCAAAUAAAAUUGGGUAGAGCUCAGGAUCUUGAUGUGGAGACUAAAAUUAUGGGCUUAGUCGAGGACUCAUCCGGAUUAAUAACCAUGGAUCAUGCAUAUGCAGCACAAAAAAAUGUUGUAGUUAAAAUUGAAAACGAUGAUAGUGAAAUGUUUACCCCCAAUGAAACGAUAGACUCAAGUUAUAUAAAAUCAGAAGAUAUUUCGAUAAAAAGUGAGAUAAAUGAUGAAGAUACAGAUUUAAAUUCAUCACUAUGUCAAUAUGAAUUUGAUACAGUUGAUAUUAAAAAGGAAAAAUCACUAGAUAUAACUGAACAGAGUGAAGGAGAUAAGAUAAGUCAUGCAUUAAUAAAGGAUGAAUUUGAAAUAACUAAACAAAAAAUUACUAUAUUAACAGAAGAAAAUAAUUUACUAAAAGCUGAAAACGAAUUAUUAAAAUCAGAAUUGCACCAAUAUUCUGAAUUAAAAGCAGAAACGGUUGAGUUAAAAGAAACAAUUAAGUCGUAUCAAGCAGAAUUAUCGGCGUUUGAUGAUCUCAAACGUUACCAUCAGCAAAUCGAAAAUCAGAUAAUUCGAUUGAAAACCAAAAUGACAGAUUUUUCAGAAAACAUUAUACCUUCCAUGAAAAAAAAUCACUUCAAAGAAGUCCAACAGUUGAAAAAUGAAGUAGAAUCAAAAAAUAAGUCACUAUUGAGCCUCAACAAAGAAAUAAAUAGAUUAGUGAAGUGUAUAAAUAAUAUUAACAAAAAACUGACUUCCGUGAAUGAAACAAACAGGAAUAACUACUUGAAACAAUCUCAUAGAGCAGACGAAUACGAAGCGAAAUGGAGAAAAGCCGUUGAAAAUCAAAAGGACGUGGAAAGUGCUUUGAAAUUACGGGAAAAUGAGCUGUCGAAAACGAAGCAAGAAUUGAGUAACUUGGUUCGAACUUAUACGGCUUUAAUAGAUACUUACGGGAAUUGUUUGAAACACAACGAAGAAUUGCGAUUGGAUUUUGGUGAAUUGAAAAAAAAAUUUAAUGAUAAAGUUGAAGCAAACAGAAAUUUGCGCGAAGAAUUGAACCAAGCUCAUAAUAAAAUUAGUGAACUAUAUCCUUGUAAAUAUUGUGGAUUGUGAUACUACUCUAUUUCGUUUUGUUAAAAUAAAUGUAUACAAGGAGAAGAGAAUUA